Messenger RNA from Prunus avium (sweet cherry), 804 nucleotides. Its product is annotated as SHOOT GRAVITROPISM-like protein. The record is from RefSeq and is a predicted model, not a curated record. Lineage: Eukaryota; Viridiplantae; Streptophyta; Magnoliopsida; Rosales; Rosaceae. Gene Ontology annotation, cellular component: nucleus. Gene Ontology annotation, biological process: gravitropism.
GCUAUUGCAUCAGUCAGCACACCACCUUAGUCACUUCCUCUGUACUCAUCAAACCUUUCAUUUGCUUCCUUUAAAAAUAAAAUAAAAAUCCAAUGGAAGGAGAUGAUCAAAAGGAGUUGCAGCUGCUUCCUUCUCCUCACCUGAUGACCUCUUCUUCAUCACAGAGGACAUCUCGACCGUCGGAUUCAUCGAUAAGAUAUCACCGGUCAUCGAAGGCAGCGGUGCAGGAUGCAUUAUUGGAAGGGCCUAAUUCCCUUGACCUGCAACUGUCAAUCAGUGUGAGGCCAAUAAGGGCAGCUUCUUCCUCAGAUCAUUGUGUUGUGUCAAAACCAGUCUGUGAUUUUGAUGUCUUGAAGCCCAAGACAGCUGGUUGUGUGGAGGCCUUGAAAUGGCAAGCAGCUGAGCAAAUCAGAUUGGCUGCAAUGGAAAAGGCCUAUGCAGAGAGAGUGAGGGAGCUGACACGGAGAGAGAUGGAAUUGGCUCAGUCAGAGUUCACACGUGCAAGGCACAUGUGGGAGAGGGCUAGAGAAGAAGUGGAGAAAGCUGAGAGAAUGAAGGAGAAGGCAAUGCUUCAGAUGGACUCUACGUGCAUGGAGAUCACUUGCCAGUCUUGCAGACAAAGGUUUAGGCCUUGAAAAAGGGUCCGUUUGGUUCGCGGAUUCAAACAAGAUUUUUGUGUAUUUCAUUCCUCAUACUUGAGUAUUGGAUUGCUGAUGAGAUUCUUCCUCCAUCAAAAACACAAAGAAAAUAAUGAAAUAUAUUUGAUGGAUAUAAUAAAAUGUGUGGCAUGAGAUUUGAACUCAA